Molecule: messenger RNA, 702 nt
Organism: Symbiodinium necroappetens
Lineage: Eukaryota; Dinophyceae; Suessiales; Symbiodiniaceae
Source: the annotation of a GenBank genome assembly
GAUCAUGGUCUUUGGCACGCCAGUGCUCAUGAUGUGCCUAGCAAGGCCGUUCCCACAGGAGGUCCUGGCAGCCUUGACCCUGCUGACCUCUGCCUUCGUCUACUCCAACACGCUGUACAUGUUCAUCUUUGCCGGCCUUGGACUGAAGAGAAUGCUGGCGCAGGCAAAGCUUGAUCCGGCCAGCAUCUGUGAGGCCAACGCCCUGGACUUGCCGGUAACACCCAGCUCCAAGUACCUUCAGCAAAGGCAGACCAUGGACCCCAAAGCUGUGAAGCAUUGGGUCAUCCUGCCUCAGUACAAAGAGGACAUCGAAACUGUUGCGAUGGCGAUGCGAUCUGCGGCCGGUAGCUCCAUGGCGAAGUCGAACAUCAGCAUCUUGCUGGCCAUGGAAGAACGAGAGAUAGGAGCAGAAGAUAAAGUGAAGCAGCUCACCGAGCUCUUCAAGGAUCAGUUUGAAGACAUCCAGGCGAACUACCACCCAAAGGACCUCCCCAACGACCCUCCGGGCAAGGCGAGCAACGUCAGUCAUGCCUUCCGCUACCUGAUCAGCAAGGUGGAUUCCUACGAGAACACAAUUCUGACGGUGGCAGAUGCGGACUCGGAGUUCGGUCAAGGCUACUUCGAGACACUGUCCUGGAACUUCGCGGAGUGUGAUCCGACAGAGCGGUACACGAAAAUUUGGCAAUCGCCGGUGUUCCACAU